This is a messenger RNA of Aaosphaeria arxii CBS 175.79, 2200 nucleotides long. RefSeq names its product GMC oxidoreductase. Bases 111 to 1961 code for a protein of 616 amino acids. The transcript is spliced from 3 exons. Lineage: Eukaryota; Fungi; Ascomycota; Dothideomycetes; Pleosporales. Gene Ontology annotation, molecular function: flavin adenine dinucleotide binding; oxidoreductase activity, acting on CH-OH group of donors. The record is from RefSeq and is a predicted model, not a curated record. Gene Ontology annotation, biological process: secondary metabolite biosynthetic process.
GCAAGAGCUUCUAUUCCAAUCGGCGUAGUUCCUCUAGUCUUUCGUUUUUAUUUCUGUAUUUUCUUGUACAGACGUCACUCUUUUGAAACCAUUCAUUGACAUUCACAACCAUGGGUCCCGUACGCCAAAGCUUGAUCUGUUUCUCUUCUCUUCUCUCUACCGCAGUUGCUUUCCCAUACUACAAGCGUGUUGACAAUUCAACUGGCAUCCAGAAUGCGACCUUCGACUACGUGAUUGUCGGUGGCGGUCUCACAGGUUUGGUGGUAGCCAAUCGCCUCAGCGAAAAUCCAGCGCACACCGUUCUUGUCAUUGAGAAUGGAGAAAUCAAUAAUGAUCCCGCAACUCUGAUUCCCCAGUCCGCGAACAGCAACAACAAUGCUCUCAUGUACGAUAUCCAAUCUGCGCCCGAGGCUCAAUUGGGAAAUGCUUCCUUCCUCGUUACUGUCGGCAACGUAGUGGGUGGAGGUUCUGUUGUCAAUGGCAUGGCUUUUGAUCGGGCUGCAGCCGCCGACUACGAUGCUUGGGAGAAGCUGGGUAAUGAAGGCUGGGGAUGGGAGAGUCUACUCCACUACUUCAAGAAGUCAACAACAUGGACCCCACCUAUGGAUUCGUUGAUUGAGGAAUUCAACAUUACCUUUGAUGCCUCCUUCUACGGCACAGAUGGCCCAUUGCAAGCCUCCAUGCCGAACUUCGAAUACCCAGACACAAAGACUAUCUGGGAUUCGUUCAGGAAAGAGAAUGUUCCUCUGCCCAUCGAACAUGCUUCUGGAAACGCAGUCGGUGGAUUCUGGAUCCCUACAGCACUCGAACCCAAGACGCAAACACGAUCUCACGCUCGCAACGCUUACUACGAUCCUAUCCAGACUCGCUCCAACCUCCACCUUGUGACAGGCCACAAGGUCAACGAGAUCCUCUUCGACGGACUCUCCGCCAAAGGAGUCCAAUUCACUGCCUCUUCAUCUAACGUCACCUCCAAAGUCUGGGCCAAGAAGGAAGUCAUCCUCGCUGCCGGCGCCGUCUUCACCCCACAGCUACUCCAGCUCAGCGGUAUCGGGCCCAAGAAUGUCCUCGAAGCCGCGGGCGUCGAAGUAAAGAAAGAUUUCCCUGCAGUCGGUGCCGGUCUCCAAGACCACCCCACCGCAUUCAUGAUCUUCGACCUCAAGAACCUCUCCUUCCCCAACCCCAACAGCUUAGCCGAGAACGCAACCUUCAACGCGACGGCGUGGGAAGAAUACGUCGUCAACAAGACGGGCCCAUACACCAACGCACACGGAAACAGCCUUGCAUUCCUGGCCCUGAAGCACAUCAGCAACAACUCCCAAACCAUCGUCAACGAAGUCACGAGCCAGACAUCGCAGGACUUCUUGCCCGCCGCAUACGCCGACGAGAACCUGCUCAGGGGAUACGAGGCCCAGAAAGCCAUCCUCGCAGAAAUGCUUUCAGGCGAGGAUGCCGCCGUAGGCGAGUUCCCCAUGGGACCAUCCGGCUUCGCCGUCAACGCCCUGCAGCGCCCGUUCUCCCGAGGCAGCGUCACUCUCGACGCAGCGAACAAGAAUGGAAACCCCGUCGUGCACUUCAACUCGUUCCAGAACCCGAUCGACAAGAAGCUGAUGCUCACGAUGAUCCAGUGGACGAGGCGCCACUGGAAGAACGAAGUCCUGUCCGUCUUCUCCCCGACGGAAUUGGUGCCCGGCGCGGCGGCACAGUCCGACGAGGAGAUCCUCAAUGCGUUGAUUGGAGGUGGUCUGCUCAUGCCUUCGUUCGCGCACAUGUCGGGAACCUGCAGCAUGUUGCCCGAGAACUUUGGCGGCGUUGUGGGCAGCGACUUGUUGGUGUACGGAGUCGAGAACUUGAGCGUCGUGGAUGCUAGCAUUUUACCAUUGAUCCCCGCGACGCAUAUUCAAGCUACUAUGUACGCCGUGGGAGAGAAGGCGGCAGAUCUCAUCAAGGCAAGAGCUUGAGAUGAGGAGGGGGUGUAAAUGUAAAUAGAAUGUACCAAUAUUUCCACGUGCACAGUUCAUUUAACCUACCUAAACAGAUCUUUGACGUGAGAGUGCUUCACCGUUAGUAUCAGCAUAGCAAUGAACCGCCGUUCUGGACCUUCGGCGCUGGAGAAUCGUUCUAUACGCCAUAGUCACUCUCGAGACGGCUACCAUUCUCGAUUCUAUAUCACAGCAUCCUUCUUCGCAGGCCUCUCCCC